UGGUGCUGCUCGACCGGCGAUGGGUCCGGUUGAGAAGUCCAGAUUGAUGAUGAUUGUCGUUUGUUGACUCUCAGCUCAAUCAUCAACGCCAUCGUCAAUUGAAUGUUUGAAGACAUCGACGUGGACAGACUCCGUUGUUCCCAUAUUCCUUGUAGUGCUUUGACUGCAACUGGACAUCCCACUGCACGAAUCCACUCUGCGAAGGACUGUGCGGAGCGCAAGAUACAGACCUCCGAAGAAUUCUGCGACCGUCAGGAGAUAUUUGAAGAAGAGUUGGCAAGUAUGAGCAAACAGCAAUAUCAUUUGCGAUGCCUUGGCAAUCAUCCUCAAACCUUACGUACAAUCUGGAGUCGUUCGGACCGGACUCGAGGUGUGUUCGUGGCAGGACGGGCUUGAUGAACCCUGUGCUCGACCGGCUCUUGCUCGCGGUAACA
Molecule: messenger RNA, 434 nt
Organism: Aureobasidium pullulans EXF-150
Lineage: Eukaryota; Fungi; Ascomycota; Dothideomycetes; Dothideales; Saccotheciaceae
Exons: 1
Coding region: 103-396 (97 amino acids)
Source: RefSeq, a predicted model, not a curated record